CUUGGUUCAUUUAUUCGCGGUAUCGGUUUGGUUCUGCGAUUGCGGACUUCUCGAUCCUAAAUAAGUCGAUUAAUAAUUAGCUAGACAGCGAACUAUAUUUGCGUGUCUUUAUGUAAUGCAGUGGAGCCCCACGCAGACGUACAAGACUCUAAUCUAAAGUGUCUAAUAACAUCUAGUUGCGUUUUAAUUAAAGUAGGCGCCGUUGGAGUUCAGCACCGUGCAGAAAUGAUCAAGGAGAACCGCUGGAACAUCCCACCAAACGCCCCCGCCUGCAUGGAGAAGCACCUGGACUCCCUUCAGUGUAGAUCCGAUGGCAUGUUGUUGCUUGGGGCAUCCAGCCUAACGGGGCGCUGUUGGCAGGGGUCUAUCUGGGUAUACAGUGACUCCAAACUGGCACCCAAUGAGGGCUUCUGCAAGGCGGGCGUUCAGACAGAGGCUGGACUAACAGAGGCCAGGUGGCUGACUGACAGGACCGUCCUUGUGGCAUCCGACUCUGGUGCUGUGGAAUUAUGGGAGCUGACAGAAGAUGAGCGUUUGCUUGUGAACAGGUUUAGUCGGCACGAGCACGAUCACAUCGUCACUGCGAUCAGUCCCACCAGCAGCGCCGGCCAUGCUGUAAGCAGCAGCAUGGACUGCAGGAUCAAUGUAUGGGACCUGAGUCAGGAGGCUGUGAUCAGCACAUACAACGCUCACUCCAUGCCAGUGAAUAGUGUAUCCUGCAGCCCCACAGAUGACUCCCUUUUCCUCUCCUGUGCUCAGGAUGGCCGUUUGCUGCUAUGGGAUCGUAGGAAACCUAAACCAGCCUCUCGAUUGGACGUGGCACCUCCUAGCUGCUGUCCGACUACUGUUGUGUGGCACCCUCAUCAGGCCAGCACUAUCGCAUACGGUGAUGAGCUGGGUAGGGUUACUCUUAGGGACUUCCAGGCUGCAGGGUGUGUGCAGACGAUAAACACACACAGACGCAGAGUGUGUCGCUUGGCCUUCUCUUCACACAGCUCUCCUCAGCUGGCCUCAGUCAGUGAUGACUGCUCUGUAGCUGUGGUGAAUGGGGAGUUCAGAGAAAUCUACAGAGACAUUAGGCACCAGGACUUUGUGCGAGGUGUGUGUUGGGCUCCAGCUGGCUCAGAUGUGCUGACCACAGCGGGUUGGGACCAUCAGGUGCUGCUGCACAGCACGGGCCAGAGAAUUUCCUAGAUUACAUGCAUGCACUUACCUGUAUGCACACCAACCCACCCACGCAUGCAUAUGGAUAAGCUCAUGCAUAAAUUAACACAACCCAAAAUAUAAUACAAACUAAAGAAGAAAACAAGUAUAGUUUAAGUAUAUUUUAAGUGCAAAAGUGCUUAUAGUUUGGCAGUUAAUGACAGCCUCUGGUUCCUGUUGAUCUGUCUGAAUUCUCUUAGACUGAUCUGGGGUCAAGGUUGAUUUAGGUUAAAGGCAGUUACUGGAUCUGCAGGGGGAACUUAUGAUGGAUGUCCAUUCAGUGCAGCUGCAGUCAACAGGCCAUUGGUGCACUUUUUAAUGGUGUAUGUAUAUUAAAUUGGCACUGAGAAAACGAGCUGAAGUGAACGUUCGGCCUAGUUAUUCCUGGAAUGUGAAGGCCAUGCAAACAUCAGCAUUUGAGAUGUUUUCUGGGUGGAAUAUAUAGCUGAAACAGCAUCUUACUUGAGAGCAGAAGCUGCUGUGAACCUUUUUUCCCCUUCUUUUGGAAUACUUUGUAAUAAAAUUCAUACAGUAUUUCAGUAA
This is a messenger RNA of Electrophorus electricus (electric eel), 1746 nucleotides long. RefSeq names its product WD repeat domain 77 (gene wdr77). The record is from RefSeq and is a predicted model, not a curated record. NCBI's taxonomy places the organism in Eukaryota, Metazoa, Chordata, Actinopteri, Gymnotiformes, Gymnotidae. Gene Ontology annotation, biological process: oocyte axis specification. Gene Ontology annotation, cellular component: methylosome. Gene Ontology annotation, molecular function: protein binding.